Cydia strobilella is the source of this 2157-nucleotide messenger RNA. RefSeq lists its product as uncharacterized. Gene Ontology annotation, molecular function: nucleic acid binding. Lineage: Eukaryota; Metazoa; Arthropoda; Insecta; Lepidoptera; Tortricidae. The record is from RefSeq and is a predicted model, not a curated record. The transcript is spliced from 9 exons. Bases 100 to 1458 code for a protein of 452 amino acids.
AUGUCAAUUUGUGUUUUACAAAAUGUACACAAAUUAUUUCUGGAAUCAUCGUUUAAUUCUAAAUUAAAGUGCUACAAUUAAAUAACCAAUUCAUUAAUAAUGUCUUUCGACGUCAAUUGGGAUGUCGAAAGUCAGAGAGAAGACCACGAAUGCGAAGAACAUUGGCAGUUAAGAAAGGCGUUCAUAGAACAAUGGAAGAACGAAUAUCCUAAAGACAGGCUGGUUUGCCUAGCAAGGGUUUUCGCUAACAUGGAGUUUAUGGGUUGCCGGUACCCCACAGAAGUCAUGCAAGAAGUUGCAAGGCUCUCAGAAGCAGUAGCAAGCGCUUACAGAAAGUCCAAGAAAGGCAAACUCCAAAGGACAUUUGUAUCAGCCUCUGACGCUGCUGAGGACAGAGCAAGAGGUGUCAAGCGUGAAGGUGGCAUCAUCAAAGAUGGCCCGGCACCGAAAUCUUCUAAAAUCCAGUUUGUGAAACAGGGCCAGGGGGGCAAUGAAGAGGAGAGUGAGGAUACGGAUGUGGAAAGUAGAAUAAGGAAUUUGAUUAGUUCAAGCAUAUCCAGCAAAUCAACCGAGGAAGCCCGGAAACCCCUCGGGGAUCUUAACGAGUACCUGAAAGACCUGAGCAGCGUACGGUGCCUGGACGCCCGGGUGUUCGAUGACAGCAUGUUCUUCAGCAGCUUUGGACAGCUGGUACUGCUCAUCAGGCCCUGGGCGGGAAAAUGGUGGAAUAUACAGACAAGCUGUCAAGUUUGCAACAUCCCGUUCAGCUCAACAUUUGAAGACGGCGCCAUGUCCAUGCUCAUCAACGGGCUACUGGUAGCCCGCGCCACGGGGGCUUCUAAAGUGGACGCCAAGUGCAACGUCGAGAUUAUGGCUUGGAAUAGACUACGGGAGGAAGUGAUAACAGUCGUAGUUAAAGAACAAUUCAGAGCAGAUGGUGGCGCCAUCUCCGUCAGCGAAGUGACGGGGCGGCGCGACGACGAGUUCGGAGCGCCCGUUGAGAACAGUGUCGCCACUAAGAUGAUGAAGCUGAUGGGGUGGAAGGGCGGCGGGCUGGGCGCCGACGCGCAGGGUAUAGAGGAGCCCAUCAAGCCGCACCUACAAAUGGUGAACCGCCAAGGUCUGGGCAGUACCUGCUCCGACGCCCAGAGCCUCCGACGAGCGGCCUUCACCCUAAUGAGGCGGUACUUAGCGUCAGACUGUCUGGACGUGGACCUUAUCUUCAGCAGGGACUUCUCUAAGGAGGAGCGGGCUUCCUUACACCAGGUCGCGCAGAAGGUCGGCCUGGCAAGCAGAAGCUACGGGGCUGGAGAGGAAAGAUUCCUAGUGGUAAAGAAGAAGCUGGACCCCUUCUCGCUCGCACGCGCCGUGUUAGAGAAGGGCGGCAACACCCCCAAGUACCAGGUGUUCAUACCGUGCGGCGCCAGUAAAAGAAAUCAAAGAAAUGGAAGAUAUUAAUACAUUUUACACUGGGCAAAAUUAAAAAAAAAAAUGUUUUUUGUAAUAAUUAAAUGGGAUCUUAUCGUCCUAAUGUUUUGUAUUCACGUAGCCGUUUCGAACGUGUCUUCAAACUGUUUUAUUAUUAUGGAUGUUGUGAAAAAACAAAAACGUUGAUGAAAUAUAAUAGAUUGUUAACCAAGGGAUGAAAGGUAGUCCCGAGACUGAAAGGGUGCCUUUCACCCAAGUUAAACACUACUUUUCAUUUCGAAUACGAGGAAAAUAAAAUACAUGUGCAUUUAAAUAAAAACGGCUAAGAAUAAACUUCAGUUGUAUUUCUUAAGGGUACUUUCAAUUAACAAUUUAGGUAAAAAUAUCGUUAUUUAUGGAAUAGGGAGUUAAUUAUCUGAAUGAAAUUUGUACAACAAAUCCAUUUGAAACCAAAAUUUUAAUUGGUUAUUGUAAAAAAAGGAAAAAAACUUACUUAGAAAGUACAGUGCUCUAGAGCGGAACCGUAUCAUUUUCUGCACACUUAGAACAACAACGACCAACUUUCAGAGCAUGUGAAAUGAAAAAUAAAAUGCGUAAUCAUUUUUUUAUCAACGUUUUUGUUUCUCUUCUCAUGAUUCCUUUGUCAUGUUAAAUCCUAUAAAAUGUGUAAUAGCUUAAUUAGUUUUACAAGUGACAUAGAUUUUGAUUUAAUAAAGUAUUUUUAUUGUA